CAAAAAGGAUCCUAGCGCAGCCUGCGUGUAUUGACUGAGUUGGCUGGUGGUAUGUGAGCGAAAAACAGCUUUUUUCCACACUACCUGAUUUUCUGCAUCCAUGGCCGACGCUGCUGCCAAGAACAAGAUCCUGGUGCUGAGCCGCGCCUCCGUGAACACUGCAGGCCUAGUCAACGAGGUUGUGUCGCGGCCGGCGCUCAAUGCCGACCAGAGCGGCACCAUCGCACAGGUUGCAUGGACCAUCAACACAAAGUACUUCACCGCGCCCGUCGAGCUCUGGCUCGACCACACCGAACCACUCCCACCCGCACAUCAGCAGUUCAUGCAGUCCUGGCUAGCCGACCCGUCAAGCGACAGCUCUGAAAUCCCCCUCGAGGAGAGCAUGCGUGAGCUGCACAUGCACCUGGGCGAGGUCACUGAUGGCGUGGUGUUUGUGUUCGACCCAGCCCAGCCGCAGACAUUCCUCGAUAUUCUGCCGUGGGCCGGGUUCGCUAAACACCAGAUGCCCAGUAUUCUGCUGUGCGUGGCCGUCCGUCGGCCCGGCUGCGAGGACGACAAGGACCGGUGGUUCCGGUGGUGCACUGCCAAUGGCUGGGAGUGGGUGGAUCUGGUCGACGACCCAGUCACCCGUGUCCGCGAGGCACUCGAGACCAACGAGUGGGCCACCAUGCAGAUGAAAAGCACGCGCGCAGCCGACCCCACACCUGUUGACGAAGCCGAGCCGGCAGUCGCUGGCGGCCCACGGCCGGAGGACGAGCGGGCAGGCGGCGAGUGGGACCAGUUUGAGCGCAUUGCCAGCCAGGUCGAUACACGGCGCGUGGCAGACCUGAGCAGAGAGUUCUUUGCCGAUGGUAUGCAGGAUGGCGAUGAAAUGGCAGCCAUGCUGGCCAGGAUACGCGAGGCAAAGGACGAGAUUGCACAGAUAAGCGAUCCGGAGCAGGCGCGGCUGAGGGCGGCAGAGCUCGCACUGGCCAUUGCCAGGGAAACAUAGACCAUCUUGGGACCUUUAAAUACAUGAGGCGAG
Molecule: messenger RNA, 1024 nt
Organism: Linderina pennispora
Lineage: Eukaryota; Fungi; Kickxellomycota; Kickxellomycetes; Kickxellales; Kickxellaceae
Exons: 1
Coding region: 101-991 (296 amino acids)
Source: RefSeq, a predicted model, not a curated record